This is a messenger RNA of Brassica napus (rape), 1284 nucleotides long. RefSeq names its product glutamic acid-rich protein-like. The record is from RefSeq and is a predicted model, not a curated record. The coding region runs from base 1 to 1284 and encodes 427 amino acids. Lineage: Eukaryota; Viridiplantae; Streptophyta; Magnoliopsida; Brassicales; Brassicaceae. The transcript is spliced from 2 exons.
AUGACAUGUUUGAGUGAAGUGAAUGGGAAGGUGGAGAAAAUGAACAAGAGGCUUAGGAAGAUUGAAAGUUGCCAAGUUGUUUUAAAAAAGAGGUGUAAGAGGAUGAAGGCAAUGGAGAAGAAGCUUGAGAAGAUUGAGGAUUGCCAAUAUUAUUUAAAAAAGAAGGCCAAGAAGGUGGAGACAUUGGACGGGAGGAUUGAUGGCAUUGAGAAAGAAAUGAAGGAAAUGAAAGAGAAGGAGGAGGAUAACGAGAACAAUGAGGGUUUCGACUACCAAGGCAUGGAUUAUGACUGGGAGGUGGUAGAAGAGAAAGAGAGUGAAGAAGAGGCUCAGAAGGACGAUAAAGGUUCUGAGGAAGAUACAGAACCUAAACCUGAAGCAGAAGCUGAAGAAGACAAAGAAAAAGAGGAUGAGGAAGAGAGUGAAGAAGAGGCUCAGAAGGACGAUAGAGGUUCUGAGGAAGAGAAAGAACCUGAACCUGAAGCAGAAGCUAAAGAAGACAAAGAAAAAGAGGUUGAAACUGAGGUUCGGGUUGAGGUUCAAGAUGAGGUUAAGAUGAAUGAAGCCAAUGAAAAAAUACCUGAGAAAGAACCUGAUGAGGUUCAAGAUGAAGUUGAGAUGAAUGAAGCCAAUGAGAUUGAAGAAGAGGUUGAAACAGAGGCUCGGGUUGAAGUUGAAACCGAGAAAACUCCUACACCACCACAUGGUAGGACUAAGGCAGCAGCCACGAGGAGACAAGUCCUUACAACACCAGAGAAGUUGUUCGAAAAGGCUGAAAAAAUGGUGGAGGAAGAGGUGGAAGAACCUGAGGAAGAGGCUGAAAAAAUGGUGGAGGAAGAGGUGGAAGAACCUGAGGAAGAGGGAAAAAUGGUGGAGGAAGAGGUGGAAGAACCUGAGGAAAAGGCUGAAGAAAUGGUGGAGGAUGAGGUGGAAGAACCCGAGAAAGAGACUGAAAAAUAUACUGAGGAAGAAAAGCAAGAGUGGUACAUGGUUGUCUACGAAGGCAGUACUUGUGAAACGAAGGAAGCUGACAAGGGAGCAGUCAAGCCUUCUGGAACUGGGGUCAAUCAUAGGCCAAAGCAAAUGGCGUUGAGGAAGCAGGCUCCUAAGCAGGCUCCUAAGCCGAGGGGUAGACCGAGAAAGGCUACUCAACCAAAGAAGUUCACAACGCCAGAACAGACAAAAAGGAUACGUUCACGCUCACAGUGGGUUUCCACUCCUUUCACUGAAGCUAACACUGAUGAGAUUGAAGGGCGCAAGAAGAAGCCUAGAACAAAGGCUUAG